CUGGGGGUGGGGGUGGGGGGGAAGCAGCGCGGCUGCAGGGGGCCCGCAAGGCCAAGGCGAACCAGCAGCAGCAACCAGCAGCAGCAGCAGCAGCAGCAGCAAACCAGCAGCAGCAGCAGCAAACCAGCAGCAGCAGCAGCAAACCAGCAGCAGCAGCAGCAGCAGCAGCAGCAGCAGCACCUGCCGGCAGUGUCGACGUGGACGAAGGAACUGCUGCAGCUGCUGCUGCUGCUGUAGGGGCAACGGGAACGAACGCGCAGCAGCAGCAGCAGCAGCAGCAGCUGCAGCAGCAGCAGCAGCAGCAGCAGCAGCAGCAGGGGGACUGA
Messenger RNA from Eimeria necatrix, 326 nucleotides. RefSeq lists its product as hypothetical. The record is from RefSeq and is a predicted model, not a curated record. NCBI's taxonomy places the organism in Eukaryota, Apicomplexa, Conoidasida, Eucoccidiorida, Eimeriidae. The transcript is spliced from 2 exons. The annotation marks the transcript as partial.